Messenger RNA from Postia placenta MAD-698-R-SB12, 1356 nucleotides. RefSeq lists its product as hypothetical. The record is from RefSeq and is a predicted model, not a curated record. Gene Ontology annotation, molecular function: RNA binding. The transcript has 4 exons. Bases 1 to 1356 code for a protein of 451 amino acids. Lineage: Eukaryota; Fungi; Basidiomycota; Agaricomycetes; Polyporales; Adustoporiaceae.
AUGUCUGUUUCCCCGCAUUCACCCACUCCCAGUAGCUCGCAUGCUGACUCCAGCCCGAGCAGAAGAAAAAGAAAAUUGCGCGACGUCGACUCGGACUCGGGCUCAGCCUCGGACUCGGACAACAGCGGUGAUGAGAACGAGUCUGGCUCAGGUUCCGACCCCGAAGCAUCUGAGCCUCCUGUUCUCUCGCAUGCCGAGCAGCGAAGACAGCGUAAAAAGCAAGAGAAAUCAGCUGCACAACCUUCAGCAGACGCAAAGCCUACCAAGGAGAAGUCAGUAAAGAACACCGCAGAGCUAGCACCGUCAAAGGUGCCAAAACGACAGAACUCGGUAUGGGUCGGUAACAUGUCCUUCAAGACGACACCAGAGGCGCUCCGCCAAUUCUUCGACGGCGUUGGCGAGAUCACUAGGAUUCACAUGCCUACAAAGCUCGCGAAUCCUGGUCCUGAGGGCAAGGGUGUUAGAAAGGAAAAUCGUGGGUUCGCCUAUGUGGAUUUCUCCACACCUGAUGCGAAAACUGCGGCAAUCACGCGGUCGGAGAACCCACUCGAUGGCAGACGGCUUCUCAUAAAGGAUGGUGACGACUUUAACGGCCGCCCUACAGCCGCGAGCGCCGACGCCCAGGACGGUGCAUCGAAAUCGAGUUUGUCCGGACACACCAAAACUGCCCAGAAAAUCCUGAGCGCGCAGAAGCAGCCCGCAGGGCCCACGCUUUUCCUCGGAAACCUCGGAUUCGAGGCGACGGAGCAGUCCAUCCGCACAUUAUUUGACUCGUAUCGCCCGAAGGCCGUCGGCGGUGCAGACGCAGAUCCGGACGCAGAUGCAGAUGCGGGUGCGGAGAAACCAAAGCCGUGGAUACGUAAAGUGCGCCUGGGCACGUUCGAAGAUAGUGGGAAGUGCAAAGGAUGGGCAUUUAUCGACUUCACAAGCACCGAGCACGCAACGACCGCGUUGGUCAGUUCAAAGAUCCAUUUUUUGGACGGCCGGAAACUCGUAGUUGAGUACGCCUCCCCGGAUGCAGUACGUCGCGGGGGGAACUUUUCUGAGUUGAGAGAAAAGAGAAUAAAAGGAGACAAGGGCAGCUAUGACGAGCAGCGGCCUAGGAGAAAGCCCUCAGGCAAACUCCACCAGAGCAGAACAACAGCCAACGAAGCGGAUGCUCCCAUGGGUGGCGAGGAGCAACAGGAGGUUCCCGCCAAGCGGCGUCGGAUAGAGGAUGCAUCUCAAUCGUUCGAGAAACGUACCAGGGACGGAAAGCCGCAAAGGGUGAGAACGAAGCCUGGUGCGGCUCUGGCCUUAGCCAAGCGAGAGACGGCGGCGAUUGUUCCUAGUCAGGGAAAGAAAAUCGUGUUUUAG